Molecule: messenger RNA, 2501 nt
Organism: Lagopus muta (rock ptarmigan)
Lineage: Eukaryota; Metazoa; Chordata; Aves; Galliformes; Phasianidae
Gene: RRP7A
Product: ribosomal RNA processing 7 homolog A
Exons: 8
Coding region: 335-1162 (275 amino acids)
Biological process (GO): rRNA processing; ribosomal small subunit assembly
Cellular component (GO): UTP-C complex; CURI complex
Molecular function (GO): nucleic acid binding
Source: RefSeq, a predicted model, not a curated record
CUUCCACGCAAGCGAUGGAUUUUCUUUGGCACCGCCGAGCUAUGUCCCCGUUCCCCGUUCCCUCGUGCUUGCCAAAAAAAAAAGGGCAUUCAGCCAGCGGAGUGCAUUCCACGCUGCCCCCAUCUGCACUGGCGGCGUUAGGUGACCAAGCCGUGGCUCUGGGUGAUGAGCGGGUACGUGCCGAGGCUCCAGGUUGCACCUGAACAGAGAUGAGGGCGCUAUAGCGAGAAGGAGGGGCUCGGCGCGCUGACGGCGCCGCAGCCGCCGCCAUUAGCAGCGCCGCAGACUACAGCUCCCGGCAGCACCCUGGGCCGCCGCUUCCCCCCGUGCUAAGAUGGCGGCCGCCGAGCGGCGCGUGGCGGUGAGCGCGCCGCCGGGAUACACGGCGCUGGCGGUGAAGUUCGGUGCGCGGCAACGCUCGCCGCACUGCCUCUUGGUGAAGGAGCACCGGGUGCGGGAAGGGCCCGCAGACACGCACCCGCCGCAGCGCACCCUGUUCGUCCUCAACGUCCCCCCGUACUGCAGCCCGGACGCGCUGUCCCGUCUGUUCUCCUGCUGUGGGGCCGUGCAGUCUGUGGACCUCCGUGACAAACCGGGACCGGGAGAGAAGGCAGAAAAACCCACGUCCAAGUUCUUCACCAAUAGAACGGCAACGGGAUUUCAAGUUGCAUAUGUGGUGUUCAAGACACCGGCUGGUGUCCAGGCAGCCAAGGCACUAUCACAGAAAGGUCCCUUGUUGAUAUCAACAGAGAGUCACCCUGUGAAAACUGGCAUUAGCAAGUGGAUUGCCAGAUACGCAGACUCGGUAGUGGAUCGAGAAGAACUGAAGGCUGAGGUGGAUGCCUACAUGCAAGACUAUGACAAAAGGAUAGCAGAGGAAGAAGCCAAAGCAGCCAAGGAGGAGGGUUUACCAGAUGAGGAGGGCUGGGUGAAGGUAACACGGAAGGGCCGCAAGCCUGGCCUGCCCCGGACAGAGGCUGCUAACCUGCGGGUGCUGGAGAGGGAGAAGCGGAAAAAGGCCCGCAAAGAGCUGCUCAACUUCUAUGCCUGGCAGCAUCGUGAGACCAAGAGAGAGCAUAUUGCCCAGUUGAGGAAGAAAUUUGAGGAGGACAAGCAGAGAAUUGCACUGAUGCGAGCCCAGCGCAAGUUUAGGCCAUACUGAGCUGAGCUGUUUCUUCUGAUGCCUGUGCUGGAGAGGGCAGGAGAGAUGCUUACAGACUCACGUGCGAGGAACUGAGGCAAUUUCAUAUCCCUGCCAUUGGAUCUCAUGUGGGAGCAUUGGCUUCAGUUGCACUGCAUCUUCCUGCUCUCAUGGCUGUGCCUGCACUGACAUCAUCCAGUACCAUUUCCCUAUGUGCAUGGGCCAAGGGGGCUGAGGCGUGUCUUCUGACAGCCUGUAUCUCUGUGCCAACCAAGGCCCUCCUGAAGUUUGGUAAGAGACAGUAUUUGCCCAACACAACCUCUGCAGGGGCAGGGAAUGGCUGAAGAAUUGUAAAUAAACUGGUGCUGCUCCUCAAAGACAGGAAUCCCACUUUCUCCAUUGCUGUGUUGUGGGGAACAGUGUCUUCUGUAUUGGACUAGGUUGGUGAUAAAAGCCAUGGCUUAUGUGCCAGUGGUCCUUUAGGUGUUUAUCUGGGGGCGAUGAAGAAUGGGAGAGAAAGCCUGGAAACAAACAACUGGAAAGUUCCCAGACCUGCUGUCACUGGGGAGAUCAGUGGUUUGGUACAGAGCCCUACUUUUUCUCUUGGUGCUUCCCUCCCAGGCAGCUCAAUCUCAGCUGGGUGCUGAGAUGCCCUUCCAGCUGUAUUUGGAUCUCUGCAGCUAGGUGUAGCCUGGGCUACAGUGGGAACCACUGCCAUUCAGCACUGUCACUAGACAAAGUGAGAGGACAGCCUAGCUUUGGAGGGAUAAACCAGACUCCAGGGUGUUUCCACAAAGUCUGCUGCCAGCCCACAGGAGGGCAGUCAAAUAGGAAAAGUCUUAAACACAAAGAAAAAUGCUCUCGUGAUUUGAAUAGCCUAGAGAAGCCAAAGCUGAAUCUCGUUUCUCAGCUCCCAGCACCUCCUUAUUUCCCCUGGACAGUGUGGGCCAACAUCACCAGAACCUUGCACACCUUGCCCUCUAAGGAGACAGCAAAAAAAGCAGGAGGACAAACAGCACCCAGACCAGACAGAUGGCUUGUGGGGCUCCAGGUAAGACAUCGGCUGCCUUCCCAGCAUCUCCUCCCUGCCCUGGGGCUGGGUCAGGCUCCAGAACCAGCUGAAACAGGUGAACGCUGCAGUGGCUUUACCGUUUGUACAGCAAGAGGAGUAGAGGGCAGAUGGGUUGUUGCCACUGAAGGAAGAGAGUCAGACCACAAGGGAAAUAUGCAGGAAUGAUGAUGGAAAGGCUCGUGUGUCUGCCAGGAUGUUCCCUUUGCUCAAAGCCAGGGUGAACAGAUGGGGAAGAGCCCUUCUAGCCAUCACCCCUUCACACAGGGUGGCUGGUUUUGCUUGUGCCUC